Molecule: messenger RNA, 630 nt
Organism: Mollisia scopiformis
Lineage: Eukaryota; Fungi; Ascomycota; Leotiomycetes; Helotiales; Mollisiaceae
Exons: 3
Coding region: 1-630 (209 amino acids)
Source: RefSeq, a predicted model, not a curated record
AUGCUUGAGCGUGUGGCCUUUGCCAAUCCUAAUAUUUUCGUCGAUCUCCACACCCCCGGUAUCGAUGUCACACUAGCUGGAAAGGUCUUGAAGGUCACGGUCGAAAACUUGACAUUCGAGUUGGAUUAUAGGCGCAAGGUCAAGGUCAAUAUAUCAGAGGAGAACGAGUGGGAGUUUAGAGUUGACGUUACGAUUGGGAAGGAUGAAAAUGAUAGCUUGGCGGUGCGCCAAGUCAUGGAUUUGAUCUGUGAGAGAGUCGACGAUAUCGAAAUGAGUUAUGCCAAUCCGAGAGCAAGAGAGCGCCAAGAAAGCCACGAAGAGCUCAAAUUCCUCGCUGCAUUACCGGCAUGGAUGGAUCAUUACAAAGUCACUUGCAGAACGCCUGCGCAAGAACGAGCGAUUAAUGCCUGGAGUGAUCUUUGUAAUCAAGGCAACAAUUCAAGAAAUAAAGCCUUUAUUGGCUGGACUAUCCCACUGCCCCUCUCAGAUAUGGAUUGUGAUAUUCUUCGGGCUGGUGUGUUAAGUGAUGAGAUCCAGAUUGCAGAAAAAGGAACCUCGGAGGAGAUUCAUGAGCGGAGAGAGAGGAGAGUUAGGGCUAUGGAUCAGUUGACACAACGUUUGGCAUAUUGA